Molecule: messenger RNA, 2542 nt
Organism: Chara braunii
Lineage: Eukaryota; Viridiplantae; Streptophyta; Charophyceae; Charales; Characeae
Source: the annotation of a GenBank genome assembly
UUGCUUUUUUGCGUUCCAUGUGUCCUCGCUUGCGCAGAAAGAGGGUCCUAUGUCAGCGCAUGAGCGUCACAUGGCGAAGAUGGAAAAGCGCGCCAAGGAACUGGAGGCGGCAAAUCUGCGGAGAAUGGACGUGUGGGCUAUGAGAGGGGAGGUGACAGCUGAUAAAAGGCCUGCGAACAGUGCUCUGGAAAUCGAGAUGGACUUCGAGCAUGCAAGGCGACCGCCGCCGGUGAUUACAGAGGAGGUUACUCGCUCGAUUGAGGACAUCAUCAAGCAACGGAUCAUCGAGCAUAGGUACGAUGAUGUGCAGCGGAAGGCAAAGCCGGUUGCGACGACACCGAAAGAUGUUGCGGAAGUGGAUGACAGUAAGCCUCAAAAAGGUCUUGGUGAAGUCUACGAGGAGGAGUUUAUGAAAGCGACAGGCGCGCACGGUUUGACAAAGGAAACAGAGAGGGACAAACUGAAGAAGGAGUCUAGCGCCAUCUUCAAGGACCUAUGCCUGAAGCUCGAUGCAAUGUCUCACUUCCACUUCACUCCAAAGCAGGUGACGGAAGACAUGACAGUCCGGCCUGCUGUACCGGCUUUGGCUAUGGAAGAGGUGGCUCCAAUCGCUGUGACAGAUGCUGACAUGUUAGCUCCUGAAGAGUUGUAUGAAGCCGGUGGUGGGGCUGGUGGUGUAAGAGGAAGCGCAGCAGGCGAAGUGAUCGUCGAGGGUGAGCUCACGAGAGAGGACCGGAAACGAUUACGCGCCAAGCGGAAGAGAAAACAGAAAGCUGAAUUGAAGCAGGAGGAGCACAAGAAGAGGUCCAAGUACGGGAUUUAUGCAUCACUUGUUGGUGGAAACAAGCUGGGCGAAAGCAAAAACACAAAGAAGGGCGAGGCUGCAAAGGACACAUCGUACACAAAGUCUGCAAAGGUUUUCGCGCACCUAGAAGAUUCAAAGUCGCGUGGAGCCGCCGGGCGUCAUGAAGAUGACGGCAAAGGUCGCUUAGCGGCCCGAGCAGGCAAGACUGAUGGCUCCAAGGUUGCAGUAGGGGGAUCAUCACUCAAGCUGUGAGUUUGAAUCUGGAAACGCUCCAUGUGCUCAAAGGGAAAUCUGGCAAAAGGGUGAGAAACGGACCGUGGACCUACUAAUGGUGAUUGUGCCUGGUGUCCAUAUUGCUGAAGGUCGAGACUCGAGAGUGGAUGGGGUUACCAUGGAAUAGGAGACGUCAAGACAGGUUGGAGGUAGAGAGGUGAGGAUUGGGAUAGGAGAAAGACGGGACAACACGGAGCACAAUUGAGAGAAAGUAAAAGGGAAUGGAGGCGUGAGGUGGAGAAACGCGGCCAACGUGGAGUGCAACUAAGCGAGAGUGAAAUGAAGGGAGGCGUGAGGUGGUGCCGUAGAGCUGAAGGAGACAAGUUAGAGAAUUCAAGUGAGAAGAAAGACUCAAGAGGGAGGAGAGGCAGAAAGUGACUCUGCAAAGAGCAAAAGCGGGGUGUGUGUUGCUCGAGAAGAAAACAGUGGUGAGAAAAGCCGGUUGGGUCGUUACAGCGGGAGAGGACACAAACAACAGCAACUGAGAGGACCUGUGUGAGGUAGGUGUGUGUGUGUGUGUGUGUAAGAGAGAGAGAGAGAGAGAGAGAGAGAGAGAGAGAGAGAGAGAGAGAGAGAGAGAGAGAGAGAGAGAGAGAGAGAGAGAGAGAGAGAGAGAGAGAGGGAGGGAGGGAGGGAGGUUGGGUGGAUUUACUGGAGUGCGAAGGUGUGUUGUAAUGUCUGUUCUGGGUUUGCUGCUUGGCACACAGAGGGGCUGCAAUUGCUCCAUGUAGAGAAGUGCCUUCCGUAAGAGUUGAUGCAUCUUGGUACACUGUGCCAGCACUAGGGACAGAAGGGAAGAACAGAUUGAUGGGCGCACAUAUGUUGCGAAGCUCAACAAUGGUAUUCGAUCGGAAGGUGAAUCCCAAAUUUUUGACAACGGUAAUCGAUCGAACGUAUAAGUGCAUCUGCAAAUUGUCCAGUUGUGUCCGGCACCACAGGUGUAGAGAAGAGAGCAGGGAGUGUAUAUUGAGAUGUAUCGCCUUUACGAGACGAGAGGAUAAUCGCAGGCGAUUUGAUUAUUGGACAUGAGCAUGAGGACAUUGAGGAGAGUGGUGAUUUUGCUGGCACAGUGCUACGAGAUGUGUUUUCGAGAAAUUUUGACACUUUUGUAAAUGUUCGAGUUCCUUUCUUAUUUCCAGUUCUUGGGAGAUUGAUUGGUGGUGGCCCUCGAUUAGCCAUAGUCUCCAUACAAUUUUGUCACAUUGGACCCUGUCCUUGUUGGCUACUCCCAGUGGCAGGCCCUCCGAGGGUUGGUUGGGCAUAUCAGGCCUGUCGAGCGCGUUGCUGUCGAGCAUGUCGCGAUGCCGACAGGGCAUGAGAGGCCCUGUUAGUGUUGCGGCCAAGCAUGCAGUGCAUCGCUCGCGCACAAAAAAAUCGACAUUUCUGCGUGUGCAUUGUACUCUGUUGUACUCUACCCGCAGCACCACUUCUGUAAGAAGAAGAAAACAAAAGUUUAUUAAAAUU